AUGACUUCCAUGCCUCACGAUAACGCUGGGACCGGUAGAUGUUGCGCUCCUCCCCGGUCUUCACUUGUUUCCUCUCACCCACUAGAUCCCCUGUCUAUCGAGGAAAUCCCCCUAGCAGCCAAUAUUAUCCGGCAACAUGCCUCCUCAGACCGCCUCAAAUUCAACUGUAUUACACUCCACGAGCCCACAAAGGCCGAAUACACAGCAUUCCGCUCCCACACCGGCCCUCGCCCGGACCGGCGCGCCUUUUCCAUCGUCAUCCAAGGGAAGCAGUCGCCCCAGGUCUCAGAAGUUGUUGUCAACCUAACCUCCCGCCGGGUUGAAUCCUGGAAAGAUCUCGCCAAUGUCAUGCCCACCUUGACCCUCGAUGAUCUGGAUGUCACGGAGCAGAUCGCCCGGAAUGACCCACGUGUCAUCGAAGCUUGUCGGGAGAUUGGAAUCACCGAUAUGUCCAAGGUGUACUUCGAUGCGUGGGCAAUCGGAAUCGAUGAGAGAUGGGGCUUUGAACGACGACUGCAGCAGGCGCUUCCGUAUUACCGGAGCUCAAGAUAUGACAACCAAUAUGCGCAUCCGCUGGACUUUGCUGUCGUGACGGAUACAGAAGCGCAGGAGAUCCUCAGCGUCGAUAUCCGGCGGGUUAAUGGAGAGCGCACAGCUGUGCCUCGUGAUGAGCAUAACUAUCUGCCCCGGUUCAUUGGGAAUUCUUAUCGCCAUGAACGACUCAAGCCGAUUGACAUCACCCAGCCGCAGGGUGUUUCGUUCAGAAUGAACGGGAAUGAGAUUGACUGGGCUGGAUUCAAGAUGCAUAUCGGGUUCAACUACCGCGAGGGACUCGUCUUAUCGGAUAUCCGUGCUCACGAUCCCUAUGAGCAGCGGGAGCGUAUGCUGUUUAACCGGAUCAGCGUCGUGGAAAUGGUGGUGCCGUAUGGAUGUCCCAAGCCCCCGCACCACAAGAAACACGCCUUUGAUGUCGGAGAAUACGGCAGCGGACUGAUGACCAACUCGCUCAAACUGGGCUGUGACUGCAAAGGCGCUAUACACUACCUUGACGCCGUUCUUCCGACUGCCACCGGCGAAGCCUUCAUCAUCGAAAACGCAGUCUGCAUUCAUGAAGAAGACAACGGCCUUCUCUACAAACACACAGACUUCCGUGACGGAAACGUCAUUUCAGCCCGGGAUCGCAAGCUAGUCAUCUCUCAGAUAAUCACGGCCGCCAACUAUGAAUACGCCUUCUACCACACCUUCACCCUGGACGGAACGUACAAGCUCGAGAUCAAGCUAACCGGAAUGCUGAACACAUAUCCCCUGCACUCCAGCGAACAAGCUGCUCCCUACGGAACCGAAGUAGCCCGUGGCAUCGACGCCCAAAACCACCAACACAUAUUCUCCCUCCGCGUGGAUCCCGAGAUCGACGGCCCAACAAACACAGUCGUGCAAAGCGAUGCAGUCCCGUCAGACGAACCCGUUGGUUCAGAAGGCAACCCAUAUGGUAACGGCUUCUAUGCGAAGAAGACUCCCCUCCGCACAGCGAAAGAAGGUGCCACACAUUAUUGCCACGAAACCGGUCGCACAUGGGACAUCACCAACCCUAAUUGCCUCAACCCCAUCUCCAAAAAACCCGUUUCUUACAAGAUCCUGAACAAUAACUGCCCACCCCUGCUCGCAAAACCAGGUAGCACCGUCUACAACCGUGCCGCAUUCGCACGCAAGUCCCUCUGGGUCGUUCCCUACCGCGAUGACGAGCUCUUCCCCGCGGGACGGUAUGUAUGUCAGUCAACAGGGGAGGAAGGGCAUCAAGACAAUGGGACGGUUGUUGAUUGGGUAAACCGAGACGAAGGGAUCGAGAACACGGAUAUCGUUUGCUAUGUGCAGUUUGGGUUGACGCAUUUCCCGCGCACGGAGGAUUUCCCGAUAAUGCCUGCGGAGCCUGUGAGUGUUAUGCUGCGGGCUGCGAACUUCUGGCAGAAGAAUCCGGCGCUUUGGGUGCCGGCUUCGGAUGUGGUGAGGGAUGUUUCAUCGCGGGAUGCGUUUGAGAAGGUUGUGGAUGGUGGUCGGAGGCUGGAGAACGCGAAGCUGUAG
Molecule: messenger RNA, 2079 nt
Organism: Aspergillus glaucus CBS 516.65
Lineage: Eukaryota; Fungi; Ascomycota; Eurotiomycetes; Eurotiales; Aspergillaceae
Product: peroxisomal copper amine oxidase
Exons: 2
Coding region: 1-2079 (692 amino acids)
Biological process (GO): amine metabolic process
Molecular function (GO): copper ion binding; quinone binding; primary methylamine oxidase activity
Source: RefSeq, a predicted model, not a curated record